UUUCCUCCUUCUGGGGGCUUAGUUUCUCUUGGUCUUUGAAGUCCUCCGAGACCUCCAUGCUGAUUAGCGUUUGUCUAAGGAUGUGCCUCCAGGCGUGAGUCACUUGCUGCAGUUUUUCUCAGUUUCUUAGCUGGAUGGCAAACUGUCCUUUUUGAUUCUUUUCCACCACCCCCUCCCUGGUGGGAGACCAGGGAUGAGGCUAGGUUUUUCUUUCCUCCGAGGUUGGGUGGAGCGUCCUCCAGGUUCAGGGGGUUAGCCCAGGACCUCACCUGCUGGUUCUUGUGGUGACUUCCUGGGGCCUGGAGUUUGAGCCUUGGGGUGGAGGGUGGUUGCUGCGGUCAUCCUGUUAAGCGGUCAGAGAGCAAGGUUUAAAGGAGAGUGUGGGCCAGUCCAAGUUCAAGACCCAGCCUGCUGCCACGUCCCAGCUGUGGAAUCUUAAGCAGGACCUCACCAGCCACCAGUGAUGCCCAGCCCUUGAUGUAACUUGAGCCACCUUCUCUAAACAAGAUGGCAGUGGGGAAACUGGCGUAGUCCCUGAGCCCAUGAGGGGUGAGACCCCUUCUGGUCCAAAGAUGAGAAACAUCACUGUGGAUAACUCCUCGCUGAGCUGCACCAUUGACCACACCAUCCACCAGACGCUGGCCCCGGUGGUCUACAUCACGGUGCUGGUGGUGGGCUUCCCGGCCAACUGCCUGUCCCUCUACUUCGGCUACCUGCAGAUCAAGGCCCGGAACGAGCUGGGCGUGUACCUGUGCAACCUGACGGUGGCAGACCUCUUCUACAUCUGCUCGCUCCCCUUCUGGCUGCAGUACGUGCUGCAGCAUGACCACUGGUCGCACGGGGACCUGUCCUGCCAGGUGUGCGGCAUCCUCCUGUACGAGAACAUCUACAUCAGCGUGGGCUUCCUCUGCUGCAUCUCCAUCGACCGCUACCUGGCCGUGGCCCACCCUUUCCGCUUCCACCAGUUUCGCACGCUGAAGGCGGCCGUGGGCGUCAGCGUGGUCAUCUGGGCCAAGGAGCUGCUGACCAGCGUCUACUUCCUCAUGCACAAGGAGGUGAUCGAGGACGAGGACCGGCACCGCGUCUGCUUUGAGCACUACCCGAUCGCGGCCUGGCAGCGCAGCAUCAACUACUACCGCUUCCUGGUGGGCUUCCUCUUCCCCAUCUGCCUGCUCUUGGCCUCCUACCAGGGCAUCCUGCGGGCCGUGCGCCGGAGCCACGGCACCCAGAAGAGCCGCAAGGACCAGAUCCAGCGGCUGGUGCUCAGCACCGUGGUCAUCUUCCUGGCCUGCUUCCUGCCCUACCACGUGCUGCUGCUGGUGCGCAGCCUCUGGGAGGCCGGCUGCGAGUUCGCCAAGAGCAUCUUCAACGCCUACCACUUCUCCCUGCUCCUCACCAGCUUCAACUGCGUGGCGGACCCCGUGCUGUACUGCUUCGUCAGCGAGACCACCCACAGGGACCUGGCCCGCCUCCGCGGAGCCUGCCUGGCCUUCCUCACCUGCUCCAGGGCCAGCCGGGCCAGGGAGGCCUACCCGCUGGGCGCCCCGGAGGCCUCUGGGAAAAGCGGGGCCCAGGGUGAGGAGCCCGAGUUGUUAACCAAGCUCCACUCGGCCUUUCAGAGCCCCAACUUGCCCAGAGUGGGAGGGUCCCCGAUGGGCGGGCUGGCCUAGCCGGGUCACCCACGUAGGGGCUACAUGAGCCCGGAGCCUUUAGCCCUUGGGACUGUGGUCCUGAGCUUGCUCGCAGGCUGCCUCCACUUCCACAUGCAGGUGCCUCUUUCUGCUGGGGGGAAUGGUGGGCCUGGGCCGCAGCCCUGAAGCCUGCUCUAGCUGGCCGAGCCCAGGGGCCCUGUUGAGUGUGGGAAUAAGCCCCCUCUGCCCCUGGCUGGAGCUGCUGGAGGGAGCAAGACAGUGAACGGUCACUUCCAGGUUUGCCAAGAGCAGUUGGCAUGGGGUGUGGAGUGUGAGGGCCUAGGAGGGGACAGUAGGGACCUGGGUCUUCCAGGGCCACUGUUUUCACAGACGAUACCUGUCCAAAUGUACCGCUGUUACCUGAUGACAGGACACACAAAGCUGUAUUGUCACCAUUAACACUUAAGGCCCACUGCACAAUGGGGUGGGCAGGGAAGUCUGGAAGGGGAGACGUAAGGUGAGGCACCGGAGGCCGCGAGGUGGACAUAGGGACAGUAGUGGAGUCACAGGCAGGGGAGAAACCCCAGCUCCAGCCACCCCGCGCCUUUAUAGGGACGGUCAAGCAGAUUGCUCAGGCCUGCAGGACACACUCCAGGGCUCCCCAGAGAGAUGCCCGGGGCCUCCAAAUAGUCAGAACCGAAGCUCGGGUGUGGGAGCUGGGCCUGAACCAGAGCGUCCUCAACAAGUUCCUGACACACAUUUCUCCUAAUUAGCUUUCUGUGUCCAUCUGCCCAGAAGUGCCAGGUCAGGAGUCCAGGGUGCAGAGAGAAGAGUUAAAAUGCCAGGGUCUUCAUGACAGUUAUAUGCCAAGACACACAGCUGAGGUUGGGUUCAUGGGACUGCUAAUGGUGUCCCCUUCCCUGCCACACAUACUGUAGAGAGUCCAGCAGUCUCAGAUAGGUGGGCAGCAUUCUCUCAGAGUUCUACAACAGCCACACACACACACCUCUCAGCCACAGGCCUGGGGCAAAUCUCUACUCUGGUCUUAAUGGCUCCUUCGACCAGGAAGAGAGGUGGCCUGGAGCUCACCAUACCUGUUCUCCAUCCCUGAUCCUCUCCCAGGUGUCCCAUCUCAUCUACCUGGAGAGGAUAGUGGGCCCUCAGGACUACAUAGCACAGGGCACUGAUAGUCCUUUUCUGUCCUGGAGGGCUGGGUAUAGGGCUCAUCUCUCCUGCAGCUUUACACUGGCCAUUUUGGAAACUUUUGCAGCAAAGUUUCUGCUCCCUGAGUGCCCCACCCCCCAUCAUUAAAGGUCUUUGGAGAACAUCUGGGAGGAGUCCCAUGUCCAGCCUCACCCCAGGGACACGGCUUCUACAAUGUGCCAAGCACAGCCCUGCCCAGGUGAACAAACCAAGGGCCAGAAGAGCCACUUGCUGCCCCAGGAGACCUGCACCCUUACAGAGAUGCCAGCCCUUUACACUGCGGGUUGGGGGUCCAGGACCAGCUCUCCCUUCCCAGGGCAUAGGCUUUGAAUCCCUUGAAACCAAGAGGCUCAGUAGGCUGAAUCCUGGACUAGAACCACGGGCAGGAAGUAGGUAGAAGUUUUCUGGAAUCAGAAGAAUCAGUAGAUUAUUUCUGGAAUCUACUACAGGGUGGGGGAGGACAGCGAAAAUGCCAUCCUCAAUCUUCCUCCCUCUUCUCCCCAGUCUCCAAGAGGUUGAUCCUCUACCCUGUGUUUCCUAACCCUCUGUGUUAGUCAGCUUUUUUGUCUGUGACUAGAAUAACCAACAAGAGUAACUUAGAGGAGGAAAAGCUUAUCUGGGGUUUCCAGUUAAUGAGGUCUCAGUCCAUAGACGGCCAACUCCAUGGCUCUGGGCCUAAGGCAAAGAGCACACCAUGCGGGAAGGACCCAGCAGCAGAAAGCUGCUCCCCUCUUGGUGGAGUCGGGAAGCAGAGACAGAGAGCAAGGAGGAAGGAGUCUCAGGGACGAUGCACCCUUCCAGGACACGUCCCCAGUGACCCACCUCCUCCAGCCGAGCCCUACGCCCCAGUUAGCAGUCAGUCAGUCCAUUCAAACUAGGAUGGACUGACUAGAGUCUAGCCCUCAUAAUCUAAUCAGUUUCCCUGUGAAUAUUCCUGCAUUUACAGGUGCCUUUGGGGGACACCUUGUAUUCAAACCAUAACACCUUCUACCAGAGGUACCCAGAGGCAGAUAGCCCGUGAUGGAUGUGCCCCAGGGAAAGGUGGUGACUGUGGUCCCAGAGCUGCACUUGGCUUUGACUGGGCAGCCCCUGCUCCAGCUCCUUCUCGAGGACCUCCAAUGACCCCGGAGGUCCUCUUCCCCUUCCUGAAGGAGGAAGGGACCAGGUUUAAUGGUGACAGAAAUACCUGCACAGCCAGGAAGAGCCCAGCCCAGGAUCUUUCUGGGGCAAUGGCAUCAGUUGAUCUCUCCUGGGCCCUUUGUCCACUGGCAUGGACUGGGAUGGACUGAGGGCUGUUCCAUUUACCAUCAAGAGUUGUAUUUUUGUAUCAUCCUCCCUUUUAUGCCAAUUACAUGUGCGUUGGAUGGUGUGAUGGAUUUAUGUAGCAUUCAGUCUGUAAAUAAAGCCAAGUAACCAGGA
Marmota monax (woodchuck) is the source of this 4253-nucleotide messenger RNA. RefSeq names its product G protein-coupled receptor 68 (gene Gpr68). The transcript is spliced from 2 exons. Gene Ontology annotation, biological process: cellular response to pH; G protein-coupled receptor signaling pathway. The coding region runs from base 543 to 1670 and encodes 375 amino acids. The record is from RefSeq and is a predicted model, not a curated record. Gene Ontology annotation, molecular function: G protein-coupled receptor activity. Lineage: Eukaryota; Metazoa; Chordata; Mammalia; Rodentia; Sciuridae. Gene Ontology annotation, cellular component: membrane.